UAAAAAAGCUAGCUGCGCUCUCUCGAUCCCCUGAUGACAUGCCUGAGUAGUGGGUUGCUUUUCUGGACGACGGUGACCAACAAGUCAGAUUAACAAUGGUGUACAGAGUUUGUGUUGUUGGAGCUGGCAUUAUAGGCGUAUCCACUGCUGUCAACAUUUUAGAGUCGAUCCCAAAUGUAGAGGUGACUAUACUAGCUGAGAAGUUUUCUCCCGACACCACCAGCAGUGGAAUAGGUGGACUGUGGUUGCCCUACCUAGCUAAGAAUACCCCUCAGGAAUCAAUCUAUAAGUGGGGCAAGACGACAUGGGAUCAUAUGAUGGCAAUUCUACGCUCUCCUUAUGCUGAUGAAGCUGGGAUUCAUUUGAAGCCAAUCUACGACUUGUUUGAUGUAGAGCUAGACAAGGACCCAUUUUGGAAAGACAUUCCCCUGAGCUACAGACGUUGCAAUCAGCAAGAACUUGAUUCAUUGUUCCCAGGUUACGUAUCCGGCUUUUUCUUCAUGACUCUGUUCUGUCUGUGUCGCCUCUACAUCCCAUGGCUCAUGAAAAGAUACCAAGCAAGAGGAGGCAAAGUUCUCAAGCAGUCACUGUCAUCACUGAGUGAGAUUGCAGAUUUAUAUGACGUCAUUGUGAUGUGCACUGGCCUCGGUUCACAUCAUCUACUCGGAGAUAAAGAGGUCUAUCCAAUUCGAGGGGAGCUUGUAAAAGUCAAAUCUUCGUGGACGAUAGCUACUAGUGCAGAAAAAGAUGGUGUGUUACAAAGUUAUCUUUUACCAGGAAUUGACCACGUAUUCUGCGGGGGAUUAGCUCAAGUUGAUAAUUGGAACGAGCAGUCGGAUCCUAAAGAUGUUCAAGGAGUUCUGGAAAAAUGUGCCCAAUUGGUACCAAGUAUAAAGAAUGCCAAGGUCAUAAGUUCUUGGGCCGGUCUGCGUCCAGGUCGCUCCAGUAUAAGACUAGAGAAAGAGAAUUUGCGAAUAGAAACUACAAUAAAAAAGGUUGUCCACAACUACGGCCAUGGAGGUUCGGGUGCUACAUUACACUGGGGGUGCGCCCAAGAUGCUGCUCAGCUGGUCAUGCAGAGCAUCCAAGAAUUAAACCGAUCUAAACUGUAGACCUUUAUCGUGCUCUGUGAUCAUCUGUGUCAGGUACCCUGGAUGCUACAGUGACUUAUUCUCAUAUCAUGACGGGACCGGACUAUAUUUUCCUUCCAGUCUCGAUUUGGUUACAUUUAGAGCAAAUACAUGAAAAACCAGAUGGCCGAAUCAUGAUAAAGGCCAAUACAUUACGAGAAAGCUCCAGUAAAGAUUUUCCCAACAUCCUUUUCACCAGUGGAUGUGUUUAAAGUGAAUGACUUGAGUCAUGGAUAAGCAGUUAAUCUGCCUUGGGCAGUCAGCAGCCCAUCUCGUGUGUGCAUGAUUCAUUUAACUUCAUUUGGAAGGAUUUAACAUGGAGAUAACAGGUGUGAGGUGUCAGACUAAAAUUAUGUUUUUAUUCUUGCCUCUUAUGAAGCUUUCCCGUAAUGACAUGAGCACAAGGAAAAGUCAAUGUCACUUUUGAUGUAUUCAUGAAGUUGACAAAUUAUACCAUUAUCAGUAUUCAAAAUUGAAUGAGAAAUUUUAUAGAGAUUUUUUUUUAAAUAUCUGCUUGCGAAAAACUGUAAUCUGUAAUUUCUACAGAUGUAAGAAAUCCUACUUUUUGAUGGACUUCUCUAUUUGCUGAGGGUCCAUUUCCAGAAACUCCUUAAAAUCUCUAAAUGGAGCGAGAGGGUUUAGAGCAUCGAAUUUAAGUUGUGGUUUUAUGUAAUUGAAGUGUGGGUUCGAAUCCCGGUCAUGACACCUGUAGUGUUUUCUUGAGAAAUAUGCUUUACUAUAAUUGUCUCUUAUUACCCAGGGGUAUAAAUGGGUACCUGCGAGAGUAUAGGUCUAUACUGUGUCUGAAAUAUUGGUGUGACAGGUGGAGGUUUAUUUUAAAGAGACUAUCUCAAUUGGUUGCGGUCUUUAUAACAUGCCAUUUUUUAUUAAUUGUUGUAUCAAGUAAACCAACAAGUGAAUUUACUGGGUACAUUUUAAAUAAUUUAGGUUUGAACAAAGACAAAUUGACUAGUAUUGAAAUAAAAUGUUGCAUGUUUU
Messenger RNA from Asterias rubens (European starfish), 2129 nucleotides. Its product is annotated as D-aspartate oxidase-like. The coding region runs from base 96 to 1112 and encodes 338 amino acids. NCBI's taxonomy places the organism in Eukaryota, Metazoa, Echinodermata, Asteroidea, Forcipulatida, Asteriidae. The transcript is spliced from 11 exons. Gene Ontology annotation, molecular function: FAD binding; D-amino-acid oxidase activity. The record is from RefSeq and is a predicted model, not a curated record.